GGGACUAUUUCGCAGACAGAAGAAAAUAGUCGAGAAACGAUCGAGCAAGUUACGGUGCUCUUGAUCCUGAAGAAACCAUGAGCAAUUCCAACAUACGGGAGGCCUUUCAGGUGCUUACCAACGAGGCCAAAGAUUUGUUCCUGCCUCCCAGCAUCCCCGAAACGUUUGGCAUUCCCACAGCGCUGGAAUUUGUACGUGAUCAUGUGGCUAAAAAUCUGCCAGUAAUCAUGCGUGAAGCUAUAACCGACUGGCCCGCACUGGAGAAGUGGAAUUCGAAAUACUUUCGAGAUACGAUUCCAGACAAAGAGGUAACAGUGGCGAUCACCCCCAAUGGCUACGCUGAUGGAUUAGCGACACACGAAUCUGAGGAACACUUCGUCCUGCCACUGGAGCAGAUCAUGCGAAUGGAGGAAUUUCUUUCGAUGCUCGAUAACAAAAAUCCAAACAGUAUUCCUUAUAUACAACGACAAAAUUCAAACCUGACGGAAGAUUUUCAAGAACUAUGGGAGGACGUGAACGAAGGCAGCCUCAACUUUGCUUCCGAAGCAUUCAACAAACAACCGGACGCGAUCAACUUUUGGAUGGGCGAUGAAAGAGCUGUUACAUCCAUGCACAAAGAUCCGUAUGAGAACAUAUACUGCGUGAUUUCGGGAUACAAGGACUUUAUUCUAAUUCCUCCAAUCGACUUGCACAACGUACCGAGAAGGCAAUAUCCUAUGGGCAUUUAUAUGCAGGAAAACGAUGACAAAAUUGUGAUCGAACCUAUCCUUGAUGAAAUUGGAAAACCCCGGCUGAUUGAGUGGGUAAGCGUGGAUCCACUGGAACCGGACCUUCAGCUGUACCCGUCCUAUGCCGAUGCGACUACGUACGAGAUUCGGCUGAACGCGGGCGAUAUGCUGUACUUGCCGAGCCUAUGGUACCAUCAUGUACGUCAAAGUCACAAGUGCAUUGCUGUGAACUUUUGGUACGACAUGGAGUACGAUGCUCGAUACUGUUUCUACCGAAUGAUAGAAAAACUAUGCAAUUAUGGACAAUGAGGCAGACAGUGUGGCACCGUUUAUGCUUGCUUUAAUUUAUGUGUAACUUGCACAAUAAAAAAAGUAUUUGUUCAAAAACCUACGAUCGUUUAUUGUAAUAUGUAAAAUUUCAGUGAAAUAGUUACUUAGUCUAAUUAAAUAAAUGCUAAAA
Messenger RNA from Anopheles coustani, 1188 nucleotides. It is a transcript of the gene JMJD7, whose product is annotated as bifunctional peptidase and (3S)-lysyl hydroxylase Jmjd7. Gene Ontology annotation, molecular function: 2-oxoglutarate-dependent dioxygenase activity. The coding region runs from base 78 to 1037 and encodes 319 amino acids. Lineage: Eukaryota; Metazoa; Arthropoda; Insecta; Diptera; Culicidae. The transcript has 6 exons. The record is from RefSeq and is a predicted model, not a curated record.